Messenger RNA from Zasmidium cellare ATCC 36951, 465 nucleotides. RefSeq lists its product as uncharacterized. The record is from RefSeq and is a predicted model, not a curated record. Lineage: Eukaryota; Fungi; Ascomycota; Dothideomycetes; Mycosphaerellales; Mycosphaerellaceae. The transcript has a single exon. Bases 1 to 465 code for a protein of 154 amino acids.
AUGCAGAGCGGACUGCUGAGGAAAUUGUUCCAUCGGAAAUUGUCUCUCGGUCUUGAGGCGUACCUCAGCGUCGAACCACCAGCGCCACCACCAUCCCACUCGGCGGAGCGGAAGCACGACUCCACCACCACCAGCACCACGAUAAUGCCCACCCCAAUCCGCACCCUCCUCCUCGACACCACCUCCCCGCACCCCCGCUACAUCCGUCUGCACUCCGCCUCCUACACACCGCGCGAAUUGCUCUCCGAAAUCCUGUCCAUGGCCAACCGCAUCGUGCGGAAGAUCUCGGAAUCACAAUUAUCCUCCUCGGACCGCCGCAUGUGGGGUGUGCGGGAGAUGGCGAGCAAGUGGGAUAGCAUCAAGGCGUAUCCGGAGAUGUUGGCGGAUGUGGAUGGGGAGUUGUUGAAGAUUUUGGUGUUGGAUGCGUAUGCGGAUUUGGAGAGGUUGGAGGGUGGGAGGCCUUAG